AAAAGUAUGAACUUGUGUAUGAUUUCUGCAGGAAGCAUUAAGAAGGAAAAACACUGCAAACGGGACGUGCAGCUUUCAAUCUUACAGUGUAAGGGACGAGUUCCUUUCUGGCUCCUCAGAAGAGGACUUUUCCCACCGGGUCACAUUUUUUUUCAGCUGCGGUCCCUCACUCUGGAGACUUGUCUUCCUAAUACAAUCCGGAUUUUUACUGUUUUUCACUCUUCCUCUCUCUCUCUCUCUCUCUCUCUCUUUGCGCUGGGUGUAAUUUGUGUGUGGAGGCUCGAAAAAAAUAAAAUAAAGGCGACACCACAACAACAGGGGGACGCGGAUUCGCUUCGGGAAUACCGCUUGGAGAUCGGCAAAACCAGGAUCCCACAUAAUGAAAGCCGCCUUGGAAUUCUGCUUGGUCCUCCUGACGCUGCACUCUCCCGGCGUGCUGUCCCUGUCCACACAUGUAGCAAUUGUUUACCCCCAGGACCCUGUGCUUCGCAUGGGGUCCAACCUGACCGCCAGCUGCUGGAUCCACCCUGACCUCGGGCUCCACGCCAACUCUCUUUUCUGGACACUGAACGGUCAGCAGCUUCCCGGCUCCCUUUACAAAGUACUGAGCCCGACCAACCUGAGCCUGACGCUGGUCGGGCUCAACGCCUCCAGGCAAACUUCCGGCGACAACCUGGUCUGCCACAACCACAAGGGACACAUAUUAGCAGGCUCCUGUCUGUACGUUGGGAUGCCUCCAGAGAAACCGGUCAAUCUGACCUGCUGGUCCCGGAACACCAAAGACCUGACGUGCAGCUGGGCCCCUGGAGGAAGAGGAGAGACUAAUAUCAGCACACAGUACAGGCUUAAGUACAAACUCAGAUGGUACGGUACCGAGAAGGAGUGUGAGGACUACAGCCACAUGCAGCCGUAUUCUUGCAGCAUCACCCAGGACCUGCACCUCUUCACGCCGUAUGAGAUCUGGGUGGAGGCCUCCAACCGGCUGGGCCGGGCUACCUCCGAUAUCAUCAUCCUUGACAUCCUAGAUGUGGUGACCACAGACCCUCCGUCAGGUGUGACCGUCAAUCGCGUUGGCCAGUUGGAGGACCAGCUUAGUGUUCGCUGGGAGGCACCACCGGCUUUGAAAGACUUCCUGUUUAAGGCUAAAUACCAGAUCCGCUACAGGCUGGAGGAGAGUCAAGACUGGAAGGUGAUGAAUGAUGUCGGAAAUCAGACGUCGUGCAGACUGGCAGGGCUGAGACCAGGAACGGUAUAUUUUGUCCAGGUUCGGUGUAACCCCGUGGGUAUCUACGGCUCUCGCAAAGCUGGGAUCUGGAGUGAGUGGAGCCACCCCACAGCUGCUUCCACACCCCACAGUGAGCGACUGAUGUCCUGUGACUCAAAGUCCAGCGGUGACUCCAACUCCACCCUGCGGCGGGAGCUGAAGCAGUUUCUCGGCUGGGUGAAGAAGCACGCCUACGGCUGCAGCAGCAUGUCCAUGAAGCUGUACGACCAGUGGAGGGUGGAUAUGCAGAAAUCGCCAAAAACACGCAACCAGGUAGGUUCUCCAAGGGGAUAAGUCGUAGCACAUGCUGGCUCUGCAAGCAGAAAAGAACUGAGUGAAUGCAGUUUGUGUUUGUGUUAUUUUAUUUUAUUUUUUUUCCAUUUUUGCCUAUUUGUGUGAAUGAGAAAAUCGAGCAAGACAAGAGACUGCAUUCUUAUAUUGAAAAUGUAAAAGACGAUUUGCUUCAGAAAAAAUCCAAAGGGAAAAGGUGGGAAACACGUCCUUUCUGCAUCCCUUCCAGUCGAAAUGGGCACGUAUAACGGAGCGGUUUUACUCAUUAUGGACACUGCAAAAAAGAAAGUACGUGGACACAAACCACAUGGUAGCAUGAAGAUGAUGGACAGCAGUAAAGACAUUUGACAUGCAUUUCACCUGAAUGUGCACAGAACCGAUCAAAUCCAAUCCGAUUUUACCUGAAGUGUUGGCUAAAGCACCUAAAAGCCUCAUAGUGGCAUUUGGAGGUUUUUCUUGUCGUUCCAAAGCGCCAUCUAGUGGCUAUUCAGCAUUCAUGAAUUCUCCAAAUGAUCCCCUCUGAGAUCCAGGUGUAAAAACAAAAUGAACAGAUUAUGAUUCAGUAUUUUAACGAGUGCUUCGCUAUAUAGGUGGAUAGUGUGCCAAACUGGUUCACCCAGGAUAUGUCUGUUUCUGAGUGCCAGUAUGUGACUGAUGGUGUUUGUGUUGGCUAAGGAAAGCCUUUAUUUUUGUACUAAAUUGUACUAGCAUAUUUAAAGUAUAAAGCUAUGUUUUAUAGUUCUUAAGUUAAAUUUAGUCAGUAAAGACUGUACAAUGACUGAAAUUGUUAUCAAUCUAACUGUGUUCUAUAAAAAUGUGUUCUAGAAAA
This is a messenger RNA of Girardinichthys multiradiatus, 2384 nucleotides long. It is a transcript of the gene crlf1a, whose product is annotated as cytokine receptor-like factor 1a. Gene Ontology annotation, biological process: cytokine-mediated signaling pathway. Bases 380 to 1558 code for a protein of 392 amino acids. The transcript is spliced from 9 exons. Gene Ontology annotation, molecular function: protein binding; cytokine receptor activity. Gene Ontology annotation, cellular component: external side of plasma membrane. The record is from RefSeq and is a predicted model, not a curated record. NCBI's taxonomy places the organism in Eukaryota, Metazoa, Chordata, Actinopteri, Cyprinodontiformes, Goodeidae.